CAUUUUAGGAGUUAGUUGCUACCAAUUAGUCGUUGAGUAUAGUCACUGCGCUUGACGUAGCAGGGAUCUGCCUGCAGGAUGUUACUAUACCUGGCGCUGGCCACCCUAGCGUGGUAUCCCGGUGCCCAGGGCAACCUGACUGCCCUAGACAGAGAUUGUCACGCCAUCUAUGACGCUGUGUUAGUUGUGGAUGGAUCGGAGAGUAUUGGCGUUGAUAAUUUUAAGAUUGUGAAGAGAGCCCUGAUGGAGUUCGUGAACACAACCCUGCAGACUAACGAGGACGUCCACAUCGGCGUUGUGUUGUACAGCACGACCGUCGCGGAUACCGUUAACAUGACCUCUGACUGGGCGUUCCUGGACGACAAGAUCGACAACAUGGCGUACCCUGCAGCGUCCACAUUCACCGACCACGGUAUCGACGCGGGGACUGAUAUGCUACUGAAACAAGGCAGGAAGGUCGUCCCUCGCAUCAUGAUCGUCGUCACAGAUGGUCUCUCCACACGGCCGGAGCGCACGUUGGAAGCUGCUCAGAGGGCUAAAGACAACAGCAUCACCAUCUAUUCUGUUGGGAUAGAGAUCUAUGUGAAGGCGCGAGCAGCCAUCUUGGAGCGAUAUCAGCAUGAACUGGCCAGUAUUGCGUCAGACGAAGGUCACGUUAUCCACCUUGCAGAUUUCAAAGAUUUCGAGAACACUGCCCCUGAAAUCGCAGAGAAAUUCUGUGCUGUGGUUGCUGAGGUGCUGAAGGGUCUGCAGAACAUGACGGUGUACGAGGGUGAAAGCUUCACCCUGACGGCCGAGAUGAGUCACAUCGCCGUGGUGGGGGGCAACUGGAGUCGGAGCGGAGAGCUCCUCACUGCAGGGGGCAGAUACAACAUCUCCAAGAAUGGGUCCUUCCUCUACUUCACCGUGGAGGGGGCGAUGCUGUCUGACGCCGGGGACUACACCUACUCAGUGGGAGGGAAGACAGCCCAUGGCUUCGUUACUGUUCUAAAACGUUGGAGCGAUUGGUCAGAAUGGAGUCAACUCCGAUGUCGGGCCACCUGCGGCAUCAACAUCAUUGGGGACAAGGAGCGCACACGCACGUGUCAAAAGCCGGAGUGUGUCGGCAGCAACAAUGAAACCCUGACAGAGGCGUGCGGAUCAGUCGCAGCUUGCGAUGUCACCUUCACCACGGAGCUGAACAACGCCACCGUGCGCGGGGGGGACGACUUCACGUUGACGGCCGCGGUCAGCGAGACGGACAAGACGGACUGGCAGUGGUCGAAGGGGGGCAAGGUGCUGGCGGAGAGUAGCAGGAUGAAGUUUGGCCAGGAUGGUUCCGGGAAAUAUACGCUGAAUGUGGUCGCAGCCGAGACUACAGACGAAGGGGAAUACACGUUCACGCUUGGAGGCAAAUCAACAAAGGGUUACGUUGCAGUGACAGCUGAGAUUCUUGACGGCCUGAAGGAUAUCCGAGUUCGGCAGGGGGACAGUUUUGAACAAUCCGUCCUUCUGGUCGGCACUGGGUACUCGGGGUGGCGCUGGAUGAAGGACGGGGUGGCCUUGGCUGAGAGUGAGAGGAUCAAGUUUAGCAGUGGCGACAGUUCGUACAGGAUGGCAGCCACAGGGGCCACGCUGUCAGACACCGGCAAAUACGCCUUCAUCGUCGGAGGGAAAACCUCCGAGGGGACAGUAACUGUAUACGUUGAUGGUGGAUGGGGCGAGUGGUCUGCGUGGAAAAGGGUAUGCUCGGCCGACUGCGGUCAGUCGGUCAGCGGGACGGACACGCGGACGCGGACCUGCACCAACCCUGCUCCAGUGAAUAACGGAAGCACCUGUGAUGGGGUUGCUGAAGAGAAGAACACCAUCCAGUGUGACACUACAGCUUGUGCCAGCUUCACCACAGAGCUGAAUAACGUCACCGUUCAGAGUGGGAGUGACUUCACCUUGACCGCUGCGGUCACUGGGACGGACAAGACGGACGGGCAAUGGUCGAAGGGGGGCAAGGUGCUGGCUGAGAGCGAGAGGAUGAAGUUUGGCCAGGAUGGUUCCGGGAAAUAUACGCUGAAUGUGGUGGGGGCUACUGCCGCCGACGGCGGAGAAUACACAUUCGCCAUUGCAGGAAAAUCCACAAAGGGCACAGUCAAAGUCAUUGUUGACGGCGGUUGGGACGCGUGGACCACGUGGCAUAUCGUCUCGUGCUCGGCCACGUGCGGGGCCAAUGUGGUCGGUGUCUCAAGACGAGUGCGGUACUGCGACAACCCCACACCAGCAAAUGGGGGGAAAAAUUGUGAAGGGGAAAGGAUAGAGAGAAACUCAACAACGUGUGACCUACCCGAGUGUAUCAUUCUCAGCGGGCUCAAGAACCUGACAUUGCGGGUUGGCGAAGAGAUGACUUUGAGCGCCGGCACCAAGGCCUCAGCGACGGGAGCAGCACAGUGGUACCGCCACGGCCACCUCCUUCACGACAGCAGUCGGGUGGCCAUCACGAACGACAACACCAACUACUCCUUGACCCUGCGCAACCUCACCGUGGGCGACACAGGCACCUACACAUUCAGUUUUGAUGGGCAGACAGCGGAGGGACACUUGUUGGUUGUAGCUGACGGAGGCUGGAGUGUCUGGUCGGACUGGAAUAGAACGUGCAGCGCCACCUGUGGGACUAAUAUCCCCGCGACGCAGAGAAGAACACGGACAUGUGACAACCCUGAACCAGCCAAUGGCGGAAAUAGCUGCACAGGAGACCCCUCGGAGCAGACCACAUCAGCGUGUAACCUAGGAUCUUGUGAUACAGAACCAGUUGACGGGGGAUGGGAUGUGUGGACGAGCUGGCAUAUCACGAGCUGCUCGGCUACAUGCGGCGUCAACGUCGCCGGAGUUUUGCGACGUGCCCGGUACUGCGAUCAUCCCACGCCACGCAAUGGCGGGGCAAACUGUAAUGGAAGCCGCAUAGAGACCAGCACUGCCGUCUGCACGACGUUGCCCAAGUGUUUCAUUCUCAGUGGGCCCCAGAACAUCACGCUCCGGUCAGGGCAGAAGCUGACACUGAACGUGGACGUCGACGAGAGUGUCCACUCCAAAGCGGAGUGGCUGCAAAAGGGCAAGGUGCUUCACCCCAGCACGAGGGUCAAGAUCUACCACGACAAGGGAAACAACACAAUGACCAUAGAUCAGGUUACCGAGGCCGACAGUGGCGCGUACACGUUCAGAAUUGAAGGACAGACGGCGGAGGGCUACGUCACAGUGAUUGUGGACGGCGGCUGGGGCGGCUGGACGGAGUGGGUGGGGUCGUGUACGGCGACCUGUGGGGACAACAUCACGGUGCGUCGGACGAGGAGCAGAGCUUGUGACAGCCCCGCGCCUGGAAAUGGCGGGAAUGAGUGUGCUGGGAGUACAACAGACAACGAAACUAUAGCAUGUGACGUGCCGUCCUGUAUCCCUGUAGUUAACGGGGGCUGGACUGAGUGGUCGGCGGCGUUAAGGGCGUGUAGCGCCACGUGCGGUCAGUCGAUCAGUGGGACGGACACGAGGACACGGACGUGUACCAACCCUGUCCCUAGCGGCGGAGGCAGUCAAUGUGCGGGAGAUGCAAGCGUAUCACAGUCUGUGACCUGCCCAGAUAUAACAUGUCCAGUAAACGGUGGAUGGAGUGUGUGGUCGGCGGCGGCAAGAAUCUGUGAUGCCACGUGCGGUCUGUCGGUCAGUGGGACGGACACGAGGAGGAGGACCUGUACCAACCCUGCUCCGGCUGGCACCGGCACUCCUUGUGGGGCAGAGAACACCCAAGUGACCAGUAUCACCUGUCCGGUGUCAGAAUGUCCAGUUGCUUUCACCAGAGGACUGCAAGAUGUCCGCGUCCCUGUCGGGGACACCGUGGCCUUGUCGGCUCAGCUGACCACUGCCGGACAUUCGGGCUGGAGCUGGAUGAAGGAUGGGGUUGCUGUUACAGAGGGGGACAGGAUCAAGUUCUCCGAGGACGGUGACACAUACGGCCUGACCCUGACGGGGGCGGGCGUGGCUGACUCCGGGAAGUAUGUCUUCAGCGUCGGGGGAAAGACGUCGGAGGGGACAGUGACAGUGUUUGCUGACGGUGGCUGGUCGAACUGGGCGUCAUGGCGGAGGUUCUGCUUGGCGUCAUGUGGCAUGGCCGGGGGUGUUGACAACAGGACCCGGGCGUGUAACAACCCUGCCCCCAGCAACGGGGGAGCAUCGUGUGAAGGGGAAGCUGUGGAGAUGAAGAAUGCGCAGUGUGUACUGCCACCAUGUCCCAACACAGUGAACGGCGGUUGGAGUGUGUGGACCGAGUGGGCUGUUGUCUGCACUGGAUCCUGCGGCUCUGUGCCUGGAGAAGCUAACAGAACCCGCGCAUGUGACAACCCCCCGCCCAGUACCACCGGCGCCCCGUGUUCCGGGGGAUACAUACAGAGGAAGUACCAGGUGUGUCACCUGGGCGCCUGCAACGACACGGUAAUCUCCGGGGUGAAGGACGCUCAGGUUGAAGCAGGGGCCCCAAUCGAGUUGUCUGUGCAGCUAAAUCAACCAGUAGAAACCGGUUGGCAGUGGAUGAAGGACGGCGUCCCCAUUUCCCAGGAUACCCGGAACGGGAUGACCCGGGACGGCAACGUCUACCGCUUGACCAGGCUCCAGUCGACCGUCCCCGACUCUGGCAAAUACACCUUCACUGCUGGAGCCGCGACGUCAGAGGGCACGGUGACGGUGUUUGUUAACGGGGCCUGGACGGAGUGGUCGCCGGCUGUGAGGGUGUGUGGCGCCACGUGCGGUCAGUCGGUCAGUGGGACGGACACGAGGACACGGACAUGUACCAACCCUGUUCCAGUCAAUGGCGGAAGCACCUGUGUUGGCAAUCCACUGGAAAUACAAACCAUUAACUGCCCAGUGCCAACAUGUGUCAAUGCCUCAGGGCAGGUUGCCGUCGUCUCCGGUGUGCAGAACGCUCAAGUAGAAGCAGGGGCCCCAAUCGUGUUGUCUGCGCAGCUAAAUCAACCAGUAGAAACCGGUUGGCAGUGGAUGAAGGACGGUGUCCCCGUUACCCAGGAUACGCGGAACGUGAUGACCCGGGACGGCAACGUCUACCGCUUAACCAGGUUCCAAGCGAAUGUCAACGACACCGGCAACUACACCUUCAUCGCUGGAGGGGCGACGUCGGAGGGAGGAGUGUUUGUGUACGUUAACGGGGGCUGGACGGAGUGGUCGCCGGCUGUGAAGGUCUGUAGCGCUACGUGCGGUCAGUCGGUCAGUGGGACGGACACGAGGACACGGACAUGUACCAACCCUGUUCCAGUCAAUGGCGGAAGCACUUGUGCUGGAAAUCCACUAGACAUACAAGGCGUUAUCUGCCCAGUGCCAACAUGUGUCAAUGCCUCAGGGCAGGUUGCCGUCGUCUCCGGUGUGCAGAACGCUCAAGUAGAAGCAGGGGCCCCAAUCGUGUUGUCUGCGCAGCUAAAUCAACCAGUAGAAACCGGUUGGCAGUGGAUGAAGGACGGUGUCCCCAUUACCCGGGAUACGCGGAACGUGAUGACCCGGGACGGCAACGUCUACCGCUUAACCAGGCUCCAAGCGAACGUCAACGACACCGGCAACUACACCUUCAUCGCUGGAGGGGCGACAUCGGAGGGAGGAGUGUUUGUGUACGUUAACGGGGGCUGGACGGAGUGGUCGCCGGCUGUGAAGGUCUGUAGCGCCACGUGCGGUCAGUCGGUCAGUGGGACGGACACGAGGACACGGACAUGUACCAACCCUGUUCCAGUCAAUGGCGGAAGCACUUGUGCUGGAAAUCCACUAGACAUACAAGGCGUUAUCUGCCCAGUGCCAACAUGUGUCAAUGCCUCAGGGCAGGUUGCCGUCGUCUCCGGUGUGCAGAACGCUCAAGUAGAAGCAGGGGGCCCAAUCGUGUUGUCUGCGCAGCUAAAUCAACCAGUAGAAACCGGUUGGCAGUGGAUGAAGGACGGUGUUCCCAUUUCCCAGGAUACCCGGAACGUGAUGACCCGGGACGGCAACGUCUACCGCUUAACCAGGCUCCAAGCGAACGUCAACGACACCGGCAACUACACCUUCAUCGCUGGAGGGGCGACGUCGGAGGGAGGAGUGUUUGUGUACGUUAACGGGGGCUGGACGGAGUGGUCGCCGGUUGUGAAGGUCUGUAGCGCCACGUGCGGUCAGUCGGUCAGUGGGACGGACACGAGGACACGGACAUGUACCAACCCUGUUCCAGUCAAUGGCGGAAGCACUUGUGCUGGAAAUCCACUAGACAUACAAGGCGUUAUCUGCCCAGUGCCAACAUGUGUCAAUGCCUCAGGGCAGGUUGCCGUCGUCUCCGGUGUGCAGAACGCUCAAGUAGAAGCAGGGGGCCCAAUCGUGUUGUCUGCGCAGCUAAAUCAACCAGUAGAAACCGGUUGGCAGUGGAUGAAGGACGGUGUCCCCAUUUCCCAGGAUACGCGGAACGUGAUGACCCGGGACGGCAACGUCUACCGCUUAACCAGGCUCCAAGCGAACGUCAACGACACCGGCAACUACACCUUCAUCGCUGGAGGGGCGACGUCGGAGGGAGGAGUGUUUGUGUACGUUAACGGGGGCUGGACGGAGUGGUCGCCGGCUGUGAAGGUCUGUAGCGCCACGUGCGGUCAGUCGGUCAGUGGGACGGACACGAGGACACGGACGUGCACCAACCCUGUUCCAGUCAAUGGCGGCAGGGCCUGUGUGGGAAAUCCACAGAAUAUAACAUCCAUCACUUGCGAAGUGCAAGCAUGUAACAGUUCGUGCGCUUUUAACACUGCUGACCCGGACAACCCACAAGGCUUCAUCGUGACGGUGGGCGGCACCGUGUACAAGUUGAGCUGCGCCCCCGGAACCUCCUACAGCCCCUCCACCUGCGUGUGUGACAAAGUUAAUGGCGGCUGGGGAAAUUGGUCGGCGUACCAGAGGUUCUGCUCUGGGACUUGCGGAUCUGUCCCUGGAGUUGAGAACAGGACACGGGAGUGUAACAACCCACCUCCUGGGAAUGGCGGAACACCAUGCGCAGGCGAAUCAUCAGAUCAGAUAAUUGUCACGUGUUCUCUGACGCCUUGUUCAGCCUCAGGGCAGGUUGCCGUUGUUUCUGGUGUGAAGGACACUCGAGUUGCAGCAGGGGGCCCAAUCGUGUUGUCAGCGCAGCUAAAUCAACCAGUAGAAACCGGUUGGCAAUGGAUGAAGGACGGCGUCCCCAUUUCCCAGGACACCCGGAACGUGAUGACCCGAGACGGCAACGUCUACCGCUUGACCAGGCUCCAGUCGACCGUCCCCGACUCUGGCAAAUACACCUUCACAGCUGGAGGGGCGACGUCAGAGGGCACGGUGACGGUGUUUGUUAACGGGGGCUGGACUGAGUGGUCGGCGGCGUUAAAGGUGUGUAGCGCCACGUGCGGUCAGUCGGUCAGUGGGACGGACACGAGGACACGGACGUGCACCAACCCUGUUCCAGUCAAUGGCGGAAGCACUUGUGCUGGAAAUCCACUAGACAUACAAGCCGUUAUCUGCCAAGUGCCAGCAUGUGCCACUGGGUGGGGAGAAUGGUCCUUCUGGAGACGCUACUGUUCAGCCACGUGUGGAGGGGCGGUUCCUGGUGUAGAGAACAGGACCCGGGAGUGUCUGACCCAGCCCUGCACAGGGAACUCCAGUGAACAGAGAGUUACCACAUGCACCCUUAACCAGUGUACAGAUGCCUGCAGUACUAACAGUCCAGACCCGGACAACGCAUUCGGUUACAUAAGGAGGUCUAACAAUGCCAUUUACAGGGUCAACUGCCCUGGUGGGAUCACCUUCAACCCCAGCACGUGCCUCUGUAACAAUUCUACUGGUUGGGGAGAAUGGUCCUUCUGGAGACGUUACUGUUCAGCCACGUGUGGAGGGGCGGUUCCUGGUGUAGAGAACAGGACCCGAGAGUGUCUGACCCAGCCCUGCACGGGGAACUCCAGUGACCAGAGAGUUACCACAUGCACCCUUAACCAGUGUACAGCUGUAGGUGCAGGUUGGGGAGAAUGGUCCUUCUGGAGACGCUACUGUUCAGCCACGUGUGGAGGGGCGGUUCCUGGUGUAGAGAACAGGACCCGAGAGUGUCUGACCCAGCCCUGCACAGGGAACUCCAAUGACCAGAGAGUUGCCACUUGCACCCUUAACCAGUGUCCAGGUUGGGGAGAAUGGUCCUUCUGGAGACGCUACUGUUCAGCCACGUGUGGAGGGGCGGUUCCUGGUGUAGAGAACAGGACCCGGGAGUGUCUGACCCAGCCCUGCACGGGGAACUCCAGUGACCAGAGAGUUACCACAUGCACCCUUAACCAGUGUACAGCUGUAGGUGCAGGUUGGGGAGAAUGGUCCAUCUGGAGACGCUACUGUUCAGCCACGUGUGGAGGGGCGGUUCCUGGUGUAGAGAACAGGACCCGAGAGUGUCUGACCCAGCCCUGCACGGGGAACUCCAGUGACCAGAGAGUAACCACAUGCACCCUUAACCAGUGUACAGCUGUAGGUGCAGGUUGGGGAGAAUGGUCCUUCUGGAGACGCUACUGUUCAGCCACGUGUGGAGGGGCGGUUCCUGGUGUAGAGAACAGGACCCGAGAGUGUCUGACCCAGCCCUGCACGGGGAACUCCAGUGACCAGAGAGUUGCCACAUGCACCCUUAACCAGUGUACAGCUGUAGGUGCAGGUUGGGGAGAAUGGUCCAUCUGGAGACGCUACUGUUCAGCCACGUGUGGAGGGGCGGUUCCUGGUGUAGAGAACAGGACCCGAGAGUGUCUGACCCAGCCCUGCACAGGGAACUCCAAUGACCAGAGAGUUGCCACAUGCACCCUUAACCAGUGUCCAGGUCUUGGAGGAGAAUGGGGACCGUGGUUGGCAUGGAUACCGCAAUGCACAGGAAGCUGCACAAACACAAAUAUGUCACAGAGUCGCAGAAGAACAUGCAGAACAACCGGUUGCAGCGGAAUCGGCUUUGAACAAAGACAGUAUACCUGUCCGAUACCGCCGUCAUGCAAUGGUACAGUAAAUGGCGGUUGGAGCGUCUGGGGCAACUGGACCAGAGAUAGCUGCUCUGCGUCGUGUGGCGGGUUGGUGAGUGGCACGGAGAGGAGGGACCGACGCUGUGAUAACCCUCGACCAGCUGCAAAUGGAUUACCGUGUUUCGGAAGAUCGUUUGAAAUUAAAGUGGCCAACUGCUCCGUCCCGGCAUGUCCUAUAUCACAAGUUGGGCUCUGCAACGAGGUCUUCAACGCGAGUGGGGUGGGGUACCGCUACCACCCUACAGCCUGUGACAAGUACCUGCAGUGUUACUAUGGCCCUGGGGGUGAGGUGAGGGGUCUCUAUCGCUCCUGCCCCUUCGGACACCACUGGGACCAGCUGACGCGGAGGUGCAAUCAUGUCUGGGAGGUGGACUGUCCAAUGGAGAAGUGUCUUACAGGGAGUGUGUUGAGUUACGCAAUGGACGGGAACUGCCGGGGAUACUGGUCAUGUGACUCGAGGGGCGGGGUCGCGGCGGAAUGCUGUCCCGAGAGGUACAGAUACACCGCCCGGGGGUGCCAGUUCGACCUCAACUGCCAGGACCAGUGUCCGUCAUCCUGCUUUGGGACAGGUGUGUGUGACAAGCUGCCAGUCUGGGGGAACACCUCCAAGUUCCAGAUAGAUGCGGGACGGAGUGGAUGGCUGCCCACUGACUGCCCAGCCAACACAGAAUUCAGUAUCCUCGAAUGUGCUUGCAUUAAGCGGCGUAACCAUGAUUGCAGCCCUCAAACGUACGUGGUGUUCGAUGAAGCCUUUAUCAAUUCCACUUCUUGGGUCCAAGCUUAUGAUGUGAAUUUUCAAAGCAACAUCGCUAAAUUUGGGAAGGGUCGGAUUAAUGUGGAUCUGACCACCCAGCCCGCCUCUCUCCAGGACCCACAGGUGUUGUUCCUGCGGUAUAGAGAGGACUCCGUGCCGAGCCUGUCCAGACAGGUGCUUGUCAGUGGUACCAACUGUAAUGGCAAAGAAAACCUCGUUAUAGCGCUUGUUAAUGACCAGCUGGUGUUUGAAAUGACGUCAUGGCUUGGCACCGUGCACUCAGUCACCAUGUCCACCCAGGGGUUCCCCGCCUCCAGCUGGAAGGAUGUCAUUCUGAUGUAUAACGGUAACAUGCUGGUCGGCAUCAUCAAGUCGGACAAGGCCAGGUUCUUCACCCACACAUACGCACCGAAGAGCAACGUGAUGGAGUGUGGGGUGACCCUAGGGACUGACUUCACGCGCACGCAGAACUUCAAGGGAGAAAUGACCAUGCUGGAUAUCUACCAGUGUGAUCCCAACUAUCUGAUCUAAGACAGCCUUCACGAGCGAGAGUGUGCUGAAUAGGGGGAGAUAACUCUGCCGAGUGAUAGGACGGCUAGACAACCUCGGAGGAAGACAGUCAAUGUAUAUACAAGCCGAUAUAGAUCUACCAUGUUAUCGUUGUGUGCACAUAGUAGCCUCUAGUACAUCUCUGAAUGUGUUAGUACAGUAAGCAUAUCCGUGCCAUAUGUCUCGUCCACGUGGUGUGGUCAGCACCUGCCAUGGAUGGUCCCGUGAUCUGUAUGUAUGAACACCCGGUGUCCAUGUCUCAAUGUAGAGUUGUCGCCCUUGUUACUUUGUUGGGCGCAUGUUGGCAUGACGGAUGGCGUCCCAGGAGACUACCUGGCAGGUUCCGAUGUCCAGAUCAGAUAAUACGUCAUAACUCGCCAGGUGUGUAGUAUGUGGACAAUAUAUCAAUAUUACCAUAUCGAUAACAUUUUUUCGCAUCAUUAUCUGCUGGAUAAGAUAUUGAUUGUGACGCCCGGUGUUACCGUCGCGGAUAUGUCGCCGAUCGUGCUGUUAUUUUUUGAUAGUCUUGUACAUGGAAUCUGUCUGAUGGAAUCAAUGGAGGAGACUGAUUAUUCUCUGGCGUUGACUUUAUUUUUAAGUAACCACAAGAUCGGAUGGUCAUUCAGACAAGAUGUGUUUCUGUACAUAUCUCCAUCCCUAUGGUGAUUAUGUCUAGAGUCUGUUAGGCGUUGGGCUGGUCGCGUAGUGCUGCCAUUGCUUUGUCAACACACAUCAACUGGCCAAUCACAGCUAUCAAAACAUAAGUCGACCAAUCACAACUGUUCAACGGUCUGCCGACCAAUCACAGAUGUUCAAUAAUCUUGCGGGUAACCAUGGCUAUUCACUGAUCGGGGGGAAAUUUGUCCCUGAUGAGCCGGCCUCUCGAAACUCUCCACUGAUCACACGAUCACAAAUCUGUGGCAGUUGUUACCUGUGUAUUUAUAUAAUUGUCCGACAGAUGUAGAGGGAUUACAAUGAUUAUAUAUAUACUCAUCUUUAGUUAUAUUUCAAGAUGUGUGUCCAAAUAUCUGCAAAGGUGAAAGCGCGUAUGUUUAAUUCAGUAAAGCUGUACACGGAUUAGAAGGCCUCGUAAAUGUGACACCAAUCCAUUUGAUUUUUCGCAAUAAAAUAUAUUUAUAAAACAA
Messenger RNA from Haliotis rufescens (red abalone), 11474 nucleotides. RefSeq lists its product as uncharacterized. NCBI's taxonomy places the organism in Eukaryota, Metazoa, Mollusca, Gastropoda, Lepetellida, Haliotidae. Gene Ontology annotation, cellular component: extracellular region. The coding region runs from base 79 to 10311 and encodes 3410 amino acids. Gene Ontology annotation, molecular function: chitin binding. The transcript is spliced from 51 exons. The record is from RefSeq and is a predicted model, not a curated record.